Messenger RNA from Rhodamnia argentea, 324 nucleotides. Its product is annotated as MAPK kinase substrate protein At1g80180-like. Bases 1 to 324 code for a protein of 107 amino acids. The transcript has a single exon. Lineage: Eukaryota; Viridiplantae; Streptophyta; Magnoliopsida; Myrtales; Myrtaceae. The record is from RefSeq and is a predicted model, not a curated record.
AUGGCUGGCUUGCAAAGGUCUGCGAAAUCGUUCAGGAGACAAGGAUCAUCGGGUCUGGUGUGGGACGACAAGUUCUCAUCCGGGGAUCCAUUGAAUCAAACGGAGCGUAACCAUCAACAAGCCGACCAGAAAGUCGGCCGCCACAGAGAGCUACGACCGUCCCAGAGCACCGGAUCGAUCCACACGAGCCAUGCCGUCAAGGUGGAGUCGCCGCCACGGGACCCGCCGUCUCCGAGAGUCUCCAGCUGCGGACUUUGCGGCAUUUUUGGCAAACCAGGCACUGCCCGUCAGUCGAACUCGAGAAACAAGAAGCGCAAAUCAUAG